This is a messenger RNA of Neltuma alba, 591 nucleotides long. RefSeq names its product casparian strip membrane protein 1-like. The record is from RefSeq and is a predicted model, not a curated record. Lineage: Eukaryota; Viridiplantae; Streptophyta; Magnoliopsida; Fabales; Fabaceae. Bases 1 to 591 code for a protein of 196 amino acids. The transcript has 3 exons.
AUGUCGACCAAAAUUGACGUGCCAGAGUCAAGCAAUGCUGACACCAGAGAGAAAGCACCUCUGCUUCCAGCACCAAGGCAAGCAGGAUGGAGAAGAGGGAUGGCUAUAAUGGACUUCAUCCUCAGACUUGGUGCCGUCGCAGCUGCCCUCGGAGCCGCCGCCGCCAUGGGGGCCAGCGAUCAAACUCUACCUUUCUUCACACAGUUCUUUCGCUUUGAAGCCAGCUACGACGAUUUCACCACUUUCCGGUUUUUUGUUAUUGCAAUGGCUUCUGUGGCCGGAUACCUGGUCCUCUCUCUUCCUUUCUCCGUAGUAACCAUAGUGCGCCCUCAAGCAGUCGGAGCAAGGCUUCUCCUCAUAAUCCUAGACAUCGUGUUUCUAACUCUGGCGGUUUCAAGUGGUGCGGCGGCGGCGGCGAUAGUUUACUUGGCUCACAAUGGGAAUCCGGAAACGAAUUGGCUUGCCGUCUGUGGUCAGUUUACUGAUUUCUGUCAGGCAACAAGUGGAGCAGUGGUUUCAUCCUUCGUUGCUGUGCUUCUUUUGGACUUCUUGAUCAUCAUGUCCGCUUUUACCUUCUCAAAGAAGCACUAG